Molecule: messenger RNA, 7708 nt
Organism: Contarinia nasturtii (swede midge)
Lineage: Eukaryota; Metazoa; Arthropoda; Insecta; Diptera; Cecidomyiidae
Gene: Corin
Exons: 18
Coding region: 2155-6129 (1324 amino acids)
Biological process (GO): proteolysis
Cellular component (GO): membrane
Molecular function (GO): protein binding; serine-type endopeptidase activity
Source: RefSeq, a predicted model, not a curated record
GUUAUAAGCUGCGACGAUUGACAAUUGAAAUCGCAUGUUUGCGAUAAGCUUUUGUUUUGUUUGUGGUGCAUUUGAAAUUUGUCAUCGGUGUGGAAUGCCAAUUGAUUAUCAACCGAUUUUCAAUCUGUGACCAUUCAGUUGAAAUCAAAACAGAGAGAAGAAAAAAAGAAGAACAAAGAGCCCAUUCUUUGAUUGAGAAAAUUAAAUAUCCAGUCGUGGUAGCGUUGAAAAUAACCGAUUCAUUGGUAUUUUGUGCAUAAUUGAAAAUUGUGAAGGUGUAUUGAAUUUUAUUAAGUUUGUGGGUGUCAUCGUAACCAACAUAAAAAAUAACUUGAGACAAGAGUAUCGCCAUUGAUCAUCAUUUGGCAUACGAUUGGUGCGGCAAUUUAAAUAAUAAUAAUUGACUUUGGAGGCGAAUGAACAGAAAAAAAGCCAAACAUUCAGAGCAAAAUAUAAACGAAUUUUAAUUGGGAAGCGACCAACGACGAGGCUUUUACUUCAUAUUAGCCGUAAAAAGACACUUGUUUUUGUUUUAUUCAGACAAACACACAUUCAUACCAGUUACCAUAGUGAAAACAAACUGAUAAACAGUAGAAUAUACAGAAUUCUUAUUUGUUUUUUUCUUUUUCUUUUUUGUUUCUCUUAUUUUUUUGCUACCAGAGUGUUUAUUAUUUGCAGAGCCAUCGUUAUUUUGCAUGCACAAAAACAUUUUUAUGGACACGCCGUAAAGCUGAUGCUAAUAAGCGCCGCGUAGCCGUUGUACAACCCUCUCAAAUAACAGUCCCAUUUGGAGUUUUGAAUAUUUUUUGUGUGUUUAUAUCUAUAUAAAAAAAAUGGGUGUAAUGCUUUGGGAAAAAUGCGUCCGAUGGUGUUGGUGAUUUUGCAGUUUUGGAUGCUAUUCAACGGCAACAUUUAUAUUCAUCAAGCAACGCAGAAUUUAUUACAAUCGUAAUUGAAUCUUCGCGAGAUCGAGAAGUAAGUGUAAAGAGAAAAAAUAAAAAUCAGUAAUACUGCGCACGGUCCAGUUUCGAUUCAUGAAAGUCAAAUACAAAUCAUGCCAUCGAUUGUGGUAUUUAUUGUUAUUUUUUUCUCUCUCUUACCACCAAUUUCUUACAUUCGACAACGACAAUGGAUGUCAAUUAUGUUUGAGCAAAACGUAACAAAUUUUUGAUGCGAAAAUCACGUGCCAUAAACUUUAUCAAACAAAAAUACAAACCGAUUUUUUUGCGAAUUUUCAACACAAACGAAUUUAAUGUGCAAAUAUUUCUGCUACAAAUUAACAAAACGUAAAACAAACAAAAUAAACGAAAAAGGAGUCAAAUAUAAAACACAGAGUGAGAGUUAAAAUACAAAGAAAAACGGAACAUUUUUACACAAACACAAUCAUUUCAAAAGACGGAAAAGUUUUUUCUAUUCUUCUUUUUCUUUGUUCCUGACCUGUCAAACGUCGAAGUGGCAUUUGGUGACGAUCGUUCAACUUAAUUCGUUCAAAGUGAAUUUCGUGCUCUUUUUUCGUCUUCAGUCAAUCGGAUGAAAGCACUCAAAAGCCAAAAUACAAGGAUACAAUCACAAGAAGCUGAAAAACAAGCUGACACAAGCACACACUUUGGCAAGCGCACAGACAAAAAAGAGAAAUAAUAAUACAACAAAUCAAAGGGUUCAGAAACAUUGACAUUUCCGUUUCAAAUUGUAGCCCAUUUGUUCAUUUGUUGUUGUUUUGCUGGAUUAAUUGGCUUGAAAAAAUAGAUUCCACGAACGACCCCGGAACUUUUGUUUACUGUGAAUAAAAAGAAAAGACGAAUCAAACCAAAUAGAUGUAAGUAUCUGAAAAUCACAUCAAUCUUGCCAACAACAGAUUUACUCCAACUUAGAGAGAGAGAAAAAAAAGACGGGGAGCAUAAUUUUUUUCGGUUGCGCCUUCAGUCUUUGCUUGCAAAUAGGAAAUAUUCGGAAACGUAAAGUAUAAACGGAGAUUCUUCUGCAGUGUCCGUGUGUAACAGGAAGACGGUACUCUUGGAUCUGAAUCAUUGUUAAAAAAAUACGCACAUAUUUAGUACGGUGUCUUUUUGAUUUUGGCUUCAAUCAAAAUUACGCUCUACACUUUUUGCAGGUCUUACUUAUCAUACCAACAAAUAGUAUCCAUAAGAAUUCGCGAUGACAACGACACUUUACAAUCCGAAUUAUAGCAGCAAAUCAUCUGAUACACCAACCACACCGGCGACCGCAUCGUUUGAUGAAUUUGCACAAAGUCGUGCCAAUGCCAGCAAUAACAGUGCCAACAUAACAGCCAUCGAUACGAAUGAAAAACCAAAUCUUAGUACAAGUUUUGCAAUCCCAUCAAACGUAUCGAUUAUUGAGUAUCUAAAAAAGCGUGCCGAACCAAUCACCAAUAAAUUUAUGCUAGCACCACCAUCAGCAUCAACAAUUAACAUACGUAGAAAUUCGACACAACAAGCGGCGGCGGUAGCAGUAGCUGCAGCAUCCGGUGGCAGUAAUCAAUCAUCGGCAACACAAAGGCAAUCAAUAGGCGGUAAUACAACAACUGAAGCAUCAUCAUCAACAAGAUCUGAAGCACCGCCGCCGAUUCCAAAACGGACUUUCUUGGACAAAAUAAUUCAAAGUUCGCUGAGUGAAUCGUCAACACAAUCGCCAACAUCGACAAUCAAGACAACCAUAAAUAACGUAUGCAAACAAACAUUGGACGAGGUAAAACGGCGUAAUACAAGCGUCAAACCGCCAAUCAAUCAAAAUCAAACUGUACAAAGGCGUUUAGUAGAAAAUCAUUAUCCGAUUGAUCAGUAUUCGGAUGAUGAUCGUUUGAGCAUUGAAUCGUCUGUAUUUGAAGAGCCAAAAAGUAGCGAUCCAAUAAUAUCGCUAUCAAAUCGUUCGUCAAGCGAUUCAAAUAAAUCACAAACAACCAUCGAUACCGGUUACAUGUCCGCAUCAAAUGAUAAUGAUCGCAUUUUUUUCGGUGCCUCCGAAGAUUUUCGCAGUCGCUUUUCAUCGGUUGAUACACAAUCGUCGAUCGAUAGUUGCACAUCAUCCGACUUACAAACGCAACAAUCGUUCACAUUACAAAAUCAAGCGCGUUGCAUUAUAUCUCCGUUGGCCGUAAAACGUGAUGAGUACGACGAUAAAAUGAAUAAUCCAACACAAAUGCAUGGUAAAACAUUUAGUCGUUUCAAUAGUUCAAAUAGUUUGUUAAGUGUUUCGAAUAAAACAAUCAAUUCGAACAGUAGUAAUUCGAUUAAAAAUCAAUCGAUUGCAAGUAAUGCGUCAGCAUAUCGUGUGAAUUCAUUGAAUGCGAAUCGAAAUCAAUCGAUGCCAAAAUCAAUAGAUACGGUGGGCGUUACGGUGACAAAUGGCUUAAAUCAAUCAGGAAAAAUGCGUCCAGUGCCAUCGCCGGCAGCAUCACGUACUCAAAACUCACUCGAUUCCGGUCGUAUACUUUACAAUGGUUCAAUGUUGGGCGCAUUCCAAACUGGUUUGGCGAAAAUUACAUCGGCUGCUGCUACAACGGGACGACGCAGUUUUAAAAAAGCAUCACAAAUUGCACACACAAAAUUAACACAGCGACAAGAUUCAAGCAUAUCGAACGAUAGUUUUUCACUUAAUUCAAGUUCCAGCUAUAACACAAAGAAUUUCGAUGCAACACAAGUGGCCAAUAAUUCAAACAACAGAAACAACAAUCGAACAACAAGCUGCCUCAAUGGCCAAGAGCUUACAAAUUUCGACAGAUUUUCAACAAAUAAAUACCAUUUUCCGACCGGACGAUCCACAUUUCGACAAGACUCAACCAUUUCGAAUGAUAGUUUCAGUCAAACGUCUAGUAGCCCCAGUUACAAUACGAAACAAUGUGAACAACCCUUGCUCGCACACACCGCCAAAAUACACGCAAUGAAACAGCAUCUGAAGUGUGCCGAUGAAAUAACAAAAGAAAACUUCGACAAUAGCGCCAAUUCAGCCAUUAUAAAAAGUGCAUCAACACCCGCCAGCCUUCAGGCAGUCGUUCGCUUCCAAAAUGGUUCAAAUAUGUCAUUGCAGCAUAAAGUCAUAAAUCGACGAAAAAGUUCAAAUCCAUACAUAACGCGUGGCAUUCUCAAAUUCCGCUUACUUCAAAUUCUUCUCAAUGCACUUGCUCUGCUCAUUAUUGCUGGUGGUUUGGCCGCAUAUUUCAAGGCAUACCCAACGGUGAAGUUCGUUAACAAAACCAUAUUUACACCACAGCGACCAGCACCAUCUGCUAUUACACCGAUUAAAGAAUUGGCGAAAAAACAAAUAAUCACUAGUCCAUUUGAUAAAAAUCCAGCUCCCGGCAUAUGCUUGCCAAUCAUUGUGAAAUUUUGCCAGAACCAUCAAGUGCAAUACAAUUACACAAUUUAUCCAAAUUACAUUGGACACUUCAGCCAAAUAGAAGCAGAAGAAGAUCUUGAACCAUACGAAGCUAUCGUCGAUGUGCAAUGCUAUGAGUUGGCGUCAUUAUUUCUAUGCACGUUGUUUGUACCAAAAUGUGGUACAGCUGGUCUUAUUCCGCCAUGCAAAUCACUUUGCUUGGAAACGAUGCGACGGUGCCAUUUCUUUUUCAAUGUUUUCGGUCUUGAACUGCCCGACUAUCUAUCAUGCCAUCAAUUCAGCGAUUCGAAUAAUCCAGAUAUUUGCGUUGGACAAAAGCAAAUGCGCGAUGCAUACAACCGAGCUUUGAAACCAGUUUGUUCAGGUUUCUCAUGCGAUAACAAGACCCGAUGCAUCCCAUUGGAUUGGAAGUGUGACGGUAAUGUCGAUUGCUUGGAUCAAAGUGACGAAUCAAACUGUGACAAAUGCGGUAAUGAUACCAUUUAUUGCGGCGAAAACCGGUGUAUGAGUUCACAACAUGUUUGCGAUGGACACAUCGAUUGUCCAUAUGGCCAAGAUGAACGUAAUUGUGUUCGUUUGAGUGAGCGAAAUGGUGAUUUGGGUAAAGGAAUUCUGGAAAUUUACAAAGUAAAUUUAAAAAAAUGGGUGCCAGCCUGUAUAUCAAAUUGGAAUCCAAUCACAUCACCGACAAUGGUGUGCUCAUUGCUUGGCUAUAGUUCGGUGAAUACAAGCCGAAUCACAAUGCGGAAUACAAAUCAAACGCUCACACCGAAUAGUACUAAAGAUCCGAAUAACAUUGCACGAAUGUAUCAACGUAAAAAAACCAAUCUAAUUAAAGAGUUUGGCAGUUGUAGCCCAAAUGAAAAUCAUCCGGUGAUUGAUUUAACAUGUUCAAAUUAUGAAUGUGGACGAGCUCGAAAUCGGCCGGCACGUGCACGAACACGAAUUGUUGGUGGUUCGGAGUCAUCGCCGGGCGAUUGGCCAUUUUUGGCAGCAAUUUUAGGUGGACCUGAAGAAGUAUUCUACUGUGCUGGCGUUUUAAUCGCUGAUCAAUGGGUUCUUACUGCUUCUCAUUGUAUUGGAAACAAAUCAUUGUAUAACAUAAAUAGUUGGACAAUUCAAUUGGGUAUAACACGUCGAAAUUCGCAUACGUACUAUGGACAAAAAGUGAAGGUGCAACGCGUUUUACCGCAUCCACAAUACAAUUUGGAUGUGAUGCAUGACAAUGACAUUGCAUUGUUCCAGUUGGCGACUCGAGUCGCAUUCCAUGAGCAUUUAUUGCCAGUUUGCUUACCUCCGCCCAGUUUAAAAAGAAUCAAACCUGGCACCAUAUGUACAGUGAUCGGAUGGGGCAAGACAAAAGAAGACAAAAAACCGAGCACCUCAUAUGAGCCAACUGUGAAUGAAGUUAAUGUUCCUGUACUGAAUCGAGACUUAUGCAACGAAUGGCUGGUGCAUUUAAAUGUAACCGAUGGUAUGAUAUGUGCUGGCUACUCGGAGGGUGGUAAAGAUGCUUGCCAAGGUGAUUCCGGCGGUCCGCUAUUGUGCCGUGAUUCAAAUGAUCGUGAACGUUACUACGUGGCAGGCAUCGUUAGUUGGGGUGUUAAAUGUGCCAACCCAAAGUUACCAGGCGUCUAUGCAAACGUUCCAAAAUAUAUUCCAUGGAUUAUUGAAAAUAUCCAAAACUAUUCAAAUGUUCCGCUUGAAUAUCCACGUUCGAACAUCAACCGUAAACCGAAUAAAAUGUUCAAUCGACAGCAUCGACAAAAAAGUUGAAGUUAAAAAGAAAAACCAAAUUGAAAAAGAAGAUGAAUAGAGAAAAAAAAAACCGUACGCAGACAAUAAAUGAAAUUGAUCAUAUUCAAUUUAAAUUGCAAAUUAAGAUAAUAAAUAGCAAAAGGAAAACGUAAAUCCAGUUUUCCUCACUUUUUUGAUAUUUAAAAAUAAACAAGCCAAUUAAAUGGAUGUGUUCUAAAUGGAACGAGAUUUUUUUUACAUAUAUAAUAUCGAUAUUUUUAAAUACGAAGACACCGACAAACAAUGAAAUUGACAAUAAAUUAACUCAUUUACAUAUAUAAGAUGAUGAAAUAUCCAUAAUACAUAUAUACCUAUAUAUAUUUAUAUAUGUAUUUAACAUUUAAAAUUAUGCCGAGGAAAAGAGAUAAAUAAAGAAUACUAAUUGAGUCAAUAUGAUAAAAAUAGAAACGAAGACGGAGAAAUAUAUAAAAAUAUUUAUGUAUUUUUAGAUAAGACAUUUUUUGUGAAACGUUUUUUUUAAGAUAUCAUACUAUAUACAAAAAUGUGAGGUAUAGACAAUAAGAAAUCAAUAAAACAUUUUCCAGUUUAUACGGUGUAGCGCACACAUUCAUAUGUGAGAUGAGAUGGAGUGAGAUUGUUGUUCAACAGGAUACAAUGGAUUUUAUCAUAUUCCAUUUAUUGAGAUGAAAUUAUAAGCGAAAUUUGAAGACAAUAACAAUCUUAGAAUGAAAAAAAAGCUUAUGAUAAACAUAUGUAUAGAGUUAUUUAUAUGUAUAUAAUGAACGACGGUUUGCCACACACACACACACAUACACAUACAUGAUAGAAGUAAAUGCACUCACAUUCAUCACAUAGUAUUGAAUACAUCGUCUUAUAUUUUAUACUGAAGCAAAAUAGACUUAACCUUAAUCAUGAUGUAGUUUAGCUUGAUUCUAAUUGACAAAGAGUGUGUAGAAAAUCCAGUUUAGUUUCAAUAUUAAUCGGAAAAUUCUGCGCAAUUUUCGAUUUUUUUAAAAUUCAACUUUAACGAAUUUUUUUAAAGCCCAUCGAAAUAAAUUAUUAUUAUAUUAUGUUGUUGUCGGAUUUUUAUCAGAGAUAUGCAAAAAUACCAGUCCUUAUGAAACGCAACACUUGUACUUUAUUCGAUUGAUUGAAUCAAAUGUAGUGGAAUCCUUGGAAGCCUCGCUUCCGAACUAGUUUGCUUUGAAUGGAACAUUUUUCUAUUUUAUUCGGUUGGUCUUAAUUGAGACAGGAAUGGAUGGGAAUAAAAGGGAAUCUUCUCAUCUCAACUUUGGCCGUUCAUUCAGAAUGGGCUUUUGAACCGUUCAAGUUUAAUGUUCAAAAUAGUACUCAUUGAUUUCCACUGAUAUAUGUCAUUUAAAAAACAAACGUCGUAAAAAUCUUUGAAAUAUACACAUUUAAAUGGAAAUGUCAUUUUGUGAAAAAUAUCUUCUCAAACUUUUGUAUUGGGUGUAUAAAUUAAUUUUGAUCGCUGACAAUUAGAUGUCACCACUUAAAAUUGUGUGUAGCUUGACAGGUGAAUCCAAUUGCAUUUUGUACAUGUGACAUUUGCCAAACUAAUUCAGAGCAGAAACAU